GCGGCGGCGCGCGGCGAUGAUGGCGAAGGCACGCGACGGAACGGUGACGGCGGCGGGGCGCUCGCGCACGUGAUGCUAAAAGGAUUGUUAAUUAUACAUGAUUGGUGACAUCGUAGAAACUAAACAAUGCCAACUAAAAGAUCCCAUGGAUUUGUUUCAUUCUGGGCAAGUUGUAAAAAUAUGUGCCCCUAUGGUCCGCUAUUCAAAGUUGGCUUUCAGGACCUUGGUUAGGAAAUACAGUUGCGAUUUGUGCUACACACCAAUGAUAGUGGCAGCGGAUUUUGUGAGAUCUGAAAAAGCUAGAGACAGCGAAUUCACAACAAACAAAGGUGAUCAUCCGUUGAUUGUUCAGUUUGCUGCUAAAGAAGCACAGAUUUUGUGCGAUGCUGCCCAUAUCGUCUGUCCUUUUGCAGAUGGAAUAGACCUAAACUGUGGCUGUCCUCAGAGAUGGGCAAUGGCAGAAGGUUAUGGUGCUUGCUUAAUAAAUAAACCAGAGCUCGUUCGAGAUAUGGUGAGACAUGUACGGAAUCAGAUCGACAACCCUAGAUUUUCAGUAUCUAUUAAAAUAAGGAUCCAUGAGGACUUAAAAAGAACAGUUGACCUGUGUCAAAAAGCUGAAGCAACUGGAGUUUCGUGGAUUACAGUACACGGGAGAAGUGUAGAAGAAAGACAUCAGCCUGUACAUUAUGAUGCAAUUAAAAUAAUUAAACAAAGCAUGUCUAUACCUAUUGUGGCUAAUGGAGACAUUAAAACUUUAAAAGAUGCUGAAAACGUUCAUCACUUGACAGGAGCAGAUGGUAAGAUUAAACAUCUGAUGACUUUCCAGUGGACGGCAGUUGCUGCCUUUCUGUACGGCGAAAUCGCAGUCAUUCUGGUGCUCUGCCUGCCGUUCAUUUCUCCGCUGAGAUGGCAGAAGAUUUUUAUGAUUCCUCUAUGGAGCAAAAUGGCAGUUUUUUGGAACAAGAUGUUCCUUACAAUAAUAGUUUUACUGAUCGUCUUGUUUCUUGAUGCUGUUAGAGAAGUUAGGAAGUACUCGUCCGUUCAUGUGAAUGAAAAGGCUGCAAAUGUCAAUACCAAUGCCUUUGAUCAUAUACAGAUGAAACUCUUCCGAUCGCAAAGAAACCUCUAUCUCUCAGGUUUUUCCUUAUUUCUUUGGCUUGUAUUGAGACGUACUGUUACCCUUCUUACUCAGUUGGCAAAAGGGAUGACAUCUCACGCAUGUCUGGAAACGCAAGUAAAUGAUGCUACUGAAGCAGCCAGAAAAUACAUGGCCGAGAAUGAAAGGCUGCAGGAGAUACUAGGACUUACCUUCCUCUGUGGCUUGGCCCUUGCAUUUGUGUUCAUUUGCAAGCAUGCUUCAUUCCACCGUAUGAGAGAGGCAAGAGCAAUUGUUUAUAGGGCACUGGCUGCCUUGAGUGGAAAAGAAAGCAGUAAAAAGAAAGAGUCAGCAGAAGCAACUGAUGAGAAGUUGAAGAAGGAAGUUGAACACUUGAAAGCAGAGCUACAGAAGACCUCAGAUGCUCUCAAGAAGGCAAACAAUGAAGUAACCGCAGUUAAAAAGCAGUCUGAAGGCCUUAAAAGAGAAUAUGAUCAUCUAAUGAAAGAAUAUGAAUGGCUGCAGGCCAGUUUAAAUGAAGCAGAAGACAAGAAAGAACUGUAGAUGCAUUGAAGACGGAUGGCAUCGCUACAGUUGCUUCAAUGUGAAAAGCCUUAUGCUGUUUAGGCUCCUGAUGUGUAUCUGAAACAAAACUUGAUUUUUUUCUGAAAAGCACAUGCACUGCAGGUCACUGUUCAGAUUCCUCUAGUAUAUCUUGGUUGCCAAAAUAUUCUAUGUUGCAAAUAAAAUAUUAAGUGGCUUGCCUGAUUUACCAUGGAGUUUGUCACUGCUCUUGUGAGGAGAAACUCAAAAAUCUUUAAUAUCAUAUGGAACAACUUGACUGUUCUCCAAGCUUUUGCCUUCCAGAAUGGUAACAGAUCAUGCAUCAUUUGCUUGUAGCAUUUGAAUGAAGUUGUCUGUCACGCUAUAUCAUAAAAACACAGUUACCUAAACCUCCUUUGCAACACCUCUUUGGAGUCUUCAAAAAUUCAGUUACCAGUGGGUUGAAGAAGGCUGAAAGCUUUUCAUCAGCUGUUCCACUUCAGUGGAAAAUUGAAUGACAAUCAAAGGAAAAUAAAGAAAGAAUGAAAACUGUAUUUCUAAGUCUGUUUCACUAGGCUGUGACUUUCACUUAGCUACAUGGAUGAAUGUAUUUCAACAAAUAAUAUUUUGCAUGCCUCUGGUUUAUUUCUCUUUAAUAUAUUGGGUUAUUUCAGUUUUCAUAACCAAAGUUUUGGGUGGUUUGGUACUAACAUUCUGUAUUUUUACGCUGUUUACAUCAGUUUACUCUCUAUGUGCCACCUAAUCUUUCUUGCCUUGCUAAGUAAAAAUUCUUUUUAAAUGUAGAUAGUUGGGUUUGUUUUGUUUUGUUUUCAUGGAUACGAUACCUCGAAUAAAUGUGCACUGUUUUGCAUAAGCCCUUUUUGGCAUUCAGAAAGCUGUUUUGAGUUUCUUUUUUGUUAGUUGGUUCCAGUUUAUAUUUGAAAGUUGGAUAUGUUUGUUAUAUUAAAGGGAUUCUUUAAGUUCA
Messenger RNA from Chroicocephalus ridibundus (black-headed gull), 2624 nucleotides. It is a transcript of the gene DUS4L, whose product is annotated as dihydrouridine synthase 4 like. Gene Ontology annotation, biological process: tRNA processing. Bases 98 to 1660 code for a protein of 520 amino acids. NCBI's taxonomy places the organism in Eukaryota, Metazoa, Chordata, Aves, Charadriiformes, Laridae. Gene Ontology annotation, molecular function: tRNA dihydrouridine synthase activity; flavin adenine dinucleotide binding. The record is from RefSeq and is a predicted model, not a curated record. The transcript has 14 exons.